This is a messenger RNA of Linum trigynum, 2254 nucleotides long. The record is from the annotation of a GenBank genome assembly. NCBI's taxonomy places the organism in Eukaryota, Viridiplantae, Streptophyta, Magnoliopsida, Malpighiales, Linaceae.
UAUUAUUCCUUCUUCAAUGACAUUGAAACAGGAAGAGUACUUGCUUGAGGCACUGCAAUACCACCUACGCCUCACUAAAGGGUCCAACAUGGCAGCUAAAAAAGUCAUACCGAAUUUUCGCACACCUGGCCCUGCUGAGGUGACUCAUAUGUUAGAUGGAGGCUAUGUGUUCUAUCAUAUCUCGGGAUGGUAUUCUGGAUACCUUUCCAUACCCAUUGGUUACAGGUCCAUGAACGUCAGGCUGAGGACGUUAAACAAGCGCUUCUUGGGAGGCAACCCAAGGUAAGUUUUCUUUUCUUUAUUUUUCUUUUUAGUUGUGUCAAACCCGUGUAUGUUUAGAUUAGGAGUUGAACAUUAGGGACAAUGUUCCAUCCUGAGUGUGGGGUGGUGAGUCUUAGUGUUUGUUUGUUCCUUUUGUCAUGUGGUCGAUAAAAAAAAAUCCAAAAAAAAAAUUGCCAUUAGGUUGAGCACAGCCAAACUGCAUGCAGUUUGCCUGUGUAAAAGCAGGCUGCCUGUGCAAAGCUAAUGGCUAAAAAACACCUAAAAAUCAGAAAAAUCAAAAUCAAAACCUUGUACUCUUGUGGUAACAUGAUGUAAAUGACCGUGAUGCUUUGAAAAUGAGUUUGUGCUUGAAGGAAAUCAUCAAAAUCACCCCACUAGUGUUGAAUUGCAAAGUUCUUCACAAUGAGCUUAAAUGUUUUGACUGACUUGAUAUGCUUGGAAUGAGCUACUCUUUUAGCAACAUUCUCUUUUGUGAGGAUAGUGUAAUGACUUUUGGUGAAGUAGUUAGGUGGAGAACAUUGACCAUUCGACAUGUUUGGAUACCGUGCUUACUUGCAUCUAUUUUGAGUUGUUGACUUUGCAAUGAGUCUCUCUGUUUUGAUGGUUUUAUGAUGGGGUGAACUGUAUCUUUAUAAAAAAAACACUACCUGACAAGUAAAAUAUAAGAAAGUUGCCGUAACAAUUAAAGUGUGGGUAAAAAUGCCAAAAUCGUGUGAGGCAAUCACUCAUUGCACAUGGGGAUGAGGAAAGAUUCAAUUGAGAAUCGGUUCGCGACCUUACGAUGUUGCUUAUCAAGUACGAUCCCCAGUAGAGUGAAGUGCCAUUAGAGGAUAUGCAAUGACCCUCCACACGGACCGAGGAAAAGGAGUUAAAAGAAGCCCUUAUGCGAGUGCUAAGAAGCAGAAAUUGCUCUUGCUCGGUCAUCGGUAGUAAGAAACAAAUCUCACUUGUACUAAAUACGACCUCUCGGCAAGCAAAAGCAGAAAGAGAUAAAGCCUCUCCUUGUCAUAAAAGGUAGUGAUGUGCUUAAAGUAAAAUCAUGUUUGCGAAAAGCUUCCCCCAUUAGUUUUUGAGACUCAUGCUUAAUUAAUUGCUUAUGAUUGGUGUGAGUAAGCCAGACUGUCCUCACGAGAUAUGCACCUCACUGAUGUGGUUAGAUUCUCCUAAUAAUUGUUGCACCAAAAGUUGUUAACCACCCACUACCGACGAUCGAAAUUGAGUGUUGCUAUUUGAGUUUUUGAUGGAUUUGAGUCAGUCAAUGGUAAUGGUUGCAAAGAACUUGAGUGUGGGGUGAAAGGUAUGACCAUGAAAGCACAACUCGUCCGUUGAGAAAGAAACUACUGAUUACAACAAGAGUACAAGGAAAUUUUGUGUUUUGCUUUGAGUGUUGAGUCUGUAAUGUGUCGUUGUUUUGGAUGAUUAUGUGUUUGUGUUGUUUGAGUCGUUCCUUAGGGACAACAUGGAUUUGAGUCGUUUCAGGUUUAUCCUCCUCACAGGCCUAGCAUGUUCUCCAACUGAGGUUAUGAUAAUCGGCUUUAACAUAUUGAAUUCUUGGACUUUAUGUGAUUAUCAGUGGUAUGUUUAAGCCGAUUGGUGCUAUUUUAGGGCUCGCUAACCCGAGAAUGGUUGAAAAACCAUUACUACCUAGUGCCAUGAGUUUGAUGCAUUACAGGUGAAGAGAACACUAAAAAGAAGGAAGAAGUGGGCCUGGAAGGAGCAGCUGGGCAGACUUAUUUCUUUGAAAAAACUCUGUUGCGGUACAAAAUUAAAAGGAAUUGGGCUUGCACAAAGCUUGGGACAAGAAAAUAGGCUGGCAACUAAUUUGGGACGGAAAUAAAGGCUUUGGGGGGAAUUGGUGGGCCAAAUUAUUAUUUGUCCAGGAAGUGGAUUUGGGCGGCUGCAAUUGGAAGGAAAAGGAUUCUCUGGGCGGCCACAAAUUCUGGGACGGAAUUAAUAAAGGAUAAAAGAAAGG